AGUGAGUCAGUAGUGGGCGUGGCUUAUGUUUGCGAUUGUUUUUGUCAUGCAUACUGCAGACAGCGAUGACAUUCAUCUACAUGUUUGUUUGUUUUUUCAAAUCAAUCAAUCACAUUUCAUGUUUUGAUCAACAUCUGUUUGUUUAUUCAUCGUAAAAUGGACAGUUCUUCAGCGCAAAACACAGAGAAGGACAGGCUGCUGACCUCUGUCACAGACUAUGAGUCCAGUGACCUCAAUGGCAGGUGUCACGGCAACCUUCAAACCCUGGAUGUGUCUUCGUCAGGGUCAUUUCAGCAGCGUGAGGAGGAGGCCCUGAGGAGGAAGCUGAAAUAUUUCUUCAUGAGUCCAUGUGAUAAAUAUCACGCUAAAGGCCGCAAACCCUUCAAACUCGUCCUUCAGCUGCUAAAGAUCAUCAUAGUUACAGUACAGCUGGUAAUGUUUGGUCUCAGUAAUCAUAUGGUGGUCGCUUUUAAGGAAGAAAACACAGACUCUUUCAAACAUCUGUUCCUGAGAGACUAUAAGGAUGAUUCUGAAGAACCAAUCUGUAUCCACACACAGAAAGAUGUUUAUGAACACAUUGAAUACGCUAUAGAUCAGUAUCUGUCUCUAUCACAGACAUCAGUAGGCAAGUACGCAUAUGUUUCAGGUGUGGGUUUAAACGGAAGCGCCCUCUCUCUGUGUCAGCGGUACUACAGGAAGGGUAGCAUUGAUCCAGUCAAUGACACGUUUGACAUUGACCCUCAUGUUAUGACAGAUUGUAUUGGACUGAAUCCACUCAUGGAUGUCUCACCUUCACUACAAAACAACUACCAGUACAAGAACUUUACCCUCAAAUUUCAAAAGUUAAUUAAUGUAACGAUAGAGUUUCAGCUGAAGGCAAUAAAUAUUCAGACGAUUAUCAAUAAUGAGAUUCCUGACUGUUACACCUUCUCCAUCACAAUUCUGUUUGAUAAUAAAGCUCACAGCGGUAAAAUAAAGCUGAGUUUGCAGAAUCAAGCGUCCAUUAAGGAGUGUCGAGACCCUAAUGUGUCCGGACACGCGGACAGCUAUGCUCGUGUAGCGUUUGAUCUGUUUGUGGCUGUGAUCUGUGGUCUUUCUCUGGUGUUGUGUGGACGCUCCAUCAUCAGAGGAAUCAUCCUGCAAAACGAGUUUGUGCAGUAUUUCAGACGCUCUCUGGAUCGUUCAGUGUGUUGGGGAGAUCGUCUGGAGUUUAUUAACGGCUGGUAUCUGCUCCUCAUCAUCAGCGAUGUUCUCACCAUCAUCGCCUCCUUCAUUAAAAUCGCCAUAGAGACCAAGAAUCUGGCGUCUUACGAUGUCUGCAGUAUUUUAAUGGGAACCUCCACGCUGCUGGUGUGGGUGGGUGUGAUACGAUACUUCAGCUUCUUUCAGAAAUAUAAUAUUCUUAUUGUGACUCUGCGAGCUGCGUUUCCAAAUGUGAUUCGAUUCUGCUGCUGUGCUGCUGCUAUAUACAUGGGCUACUGCUUCUGCGGCUGGAUCGUCCUGGGACCUUACCACAAUAAAUUUCGUUCUCUCUCUACAGUGUCCGAGUGUUUGUUUUCUCUGAUAAACGGCGAUGACAUGUUUGCGACGUUCUCUGAGGUGGAGCAAAGUGGGGCGCUGGUGUGGGUCUUCAGUCAGGUGUAUCUCUACACCUUCAUCUCGCUCUUCAUCUACAUGGUUCUGUCGCUCUUCAUCGCUGUCAUCACUGGAGCCUACGAAACCAUCACACAACAAUCCCAGGAUCCUCCUCAGGUGUCUGAAGUGCAUCGCUUCAUCGCUGAAUGUACAGACACACCAACAUCUGGAAACUUUCACAGUCCUGAGACGUCAACAUGUUCAAUCUUCUGCUGCUUUAACUAGUGUGUCUUUAAAGGAAAGAGACUUUUAUUUUGCCUUAGAUUUCUUCAGCUGAGACGAUGAAGCUCUCGGCAUGCAAAGCUUUUAAGGUAAAUAAUAAGUUUUUCCAUAAAUGCUGAACUGAAGUGCUCCCUCUUCACACACACACAAUAUGAUCGCACAUACAUUACAUUUUAAAUGCUUUAGUGAAUCCUGACAUGCUCACGGUUCACCCCAAUUUUUUUUUUUAUUUGCACUAAAGAAAUGAAGCCUGUUUUAAGACCAUUAACAUCCACUGAGACGUUUUUCAUUCUCAGAUUCUUAAAAACAUUCAGGAUUUGUUUAUUUUGUAAUUCACCUUAUCUUCAAAACAUAUUUAAAGUUAUGCAGUAAAGUGUAAUUAUACAAUGUUUACUGUAUUAUAGAUAAACAAUUACUGUGAUAUUGCAGUAAAAUGUAAGGACAUUGUAAGGAUCAUUUCUUGUCAAUUCUGUUACUGUCAAACUCUGUUAGUAAGGUCGAGUAACAAUGUUGACAGUCCAGUAACAGAACUGACACACAUGUAGCCUGUAACAUCUCGAGUACCAAAUUAUUACAAUAUUUACAAAUAUAAUAUUAAAAAAACUUCCAUUAUACAAUUCCUCAUAAAUAAUGUAAAAUAUGGCGAUGGUCUCGUGAUGGGCUUCAGGUCUCUGUUUAUUGAUUGUGAGAUUGAUUUAGAUUUUAUUAAUGUGUGUUUGUAUUGUAGAUGUCUGUUUAUCGUUCAGUUAUGAGUACAGCUGAAUGUACAGAUGUUUGUUAUGUGUUGUUUAAAUGUAUAUUAACCUUUUGUUUACUGCUUAAUAUGCACGUUAGGUAUUUCUGAUUUAUUGUAGGUGAAGAGUCGUAUAGAUGAUAAACGCCAAAUUCACCGUGUGUGUGUGUGUGUGUGUGUGUGUAAGAAAGCAUAGCCUUCAGCUUUAUUAUAAUAUUAAUAUUAAUGAGAGGGGAGGAGUCGGGCGUUUCUAUCUUCAGGGCUACACACAGAUGAGUUCACCAGAGAUUUCCUGCAGAUGACCUGAGGAGUCUUUGUGUUUUCUCUCAACAUUUCUGAUGAAAUAGACACGGUUGAUGUUGUUUAUUAUAGCGUCAUUGAUGUAUGAUCUGCCUUUAAAGCUUUACUUGUUUCUUUUAGUACUGGUAUUUAUAAACGAUGAUUAUACAAACAUGAGGGACCAGACACCAGCUAAACACACAGGUGAAUGAAACAUAAACUGAGUGUGUCAUAUGAUUCAGAUUAUUAUUGUAAUCUGUAUUUCUUUCAUUAUUCUGAUCUGGCAUCUUACAGUUUUUUAUUGAUUAUAUUAGCACUAUUAUAAUUUCUACAGAUGUAUACAUCUUUGACUCGGUGUACAGUAGUGUGUAAAACAAGCAGAAUCUCAUUACAUCAUUUGUUUAUGUUAUUAUGAUGGAUCUUUUUUAACCAGCUGAUUGUAAAUUAAUUUUUUUUAAUAUAUAUUAUUUUAUUUGGAUUAUUAUAUUAUUAUUUUCUUUUAUAUAUUAUGCUUUCGGUUUAAGAAAACCACACUGUAAAUAUAAUGUAUUAUUAUCAUUAUUAUUAUUAUUAUUAUAAAGGCUUUAUUUCCUUUGCUGUAAUUUUGACCUACCCAGAAUGCAUUUAUAUUCUUGUUUUAUGAUUAUGGUAACGUACUUUUAAUUUAUUCACGGUUCAUUCAUAUUUAAAUGACAUUCGUGAUUUAAUGUGAACUCUUAUAGAUAGUUCUGUCGGUUUGACUUUAGGAGUCAAAUGUUUGAUUUAAAGUUUUUUUUU
This is a messenger RNA of Misgurnus anguillicaudatus (oriental weatherfish), 3646 nucleotides long. The record is from RefSeq and is a predicted model, not a curated record. NCBI's taxonomy places the organism in Eukaryota, Metazoa, Chordata, Actinopteri, Cypriniformes, Cobitidae.